AUGCUGUGGGCUGUCAUGCUCCUUGUCCUCGUCGGCUCCUCUUGGCCGUUUCCGGUGAUACGGAGGCCCGUCGAUAGUUUUUCGGAUAACUCGACGGUCGUUCCCAUGGAUCUCAAUAGCACCUAUUUCGGAAGGGAUUUCGACCUUCUUGAAGCGAUUUUGAAUGGGACGACGGCUGAGGAUGAGCAGGUUGAUUUUUUGAAAAUUUUACUAAUCCUUUGAAUUAUCUACGACCCUCCUAAAUUUAGUCAUCUUUCUCACUCUCUGACGGCUGUUUUGAAUCUUGCGGAAACCCGACAUUGAAUUUCAUUCGCAACUGGGAAAUUUUUUAGUAGCCCCUAUAGGGUUUUGACGUUUUAGUGGCCACUGUAGUAGUCAAAUUAGUAGCCACUUUAGGAGUUCAAAGUUAGUGGCCACUAUAGAGGUCUAAGUGCAAGACGCACUAAACUACUAUAGUGGCCACUGAUGAGGUAGUUUUAGUGGCCACUUUAGUGUCCUAUCCAAGUGGUCCUUUGCGAGCCUCUAUAGUGGCCACUAAACAUUUUUCCAGAACAUUUAUUUGCAGAUAACCACGUUCCUAGAAACUCAAGAGACCUUUAGGGGUAACCUUAGGACCCUUCAGGGACCACUUGAGCAACUUCUAUAGGGGCCACUAAAGCUUUCAAGUGGUCCCUAUAGGGGACAUGGUAGUCGAUAGUUUUUGUGAGCUCUAUACGAAGAAGCAUUCCCAUACGAAAAACUAAAAAAAAUUUUUUGAAUGAAAUCGGUAGACCCCUUUAGGGACCACUCGAGCUUUAGGGGCUAAGAAGUCAUACCCUAAACCCCUAUAGGGACCAUCUUGAUUUCACAUUUGUAGGAACCACUUUUUCGACCCCUAUAAGAGUUGUUUUUCUCCCUAACCCCUAUAGUGACCACUCCGGAAUUCCCUAAGUUCAUCUAUUCGAUCCGCUAAAAAUAAUCAGAAGUUCUUUGAAUUUAUAAAUUUUGACGAAAGUAAUUUAGAUCUCAUGAAUUUUUUUGAGUUUUUUUCAAGAUGUUUUUUUGAAUCGAUCGCCCAACUUCCAGAGUCAUUACUAAAAAGAAUUUCCCUGUCCCUUUUUUUCCACGAGAAGAAAGCGCAAAUUACAUUCAAAUAUUUAGUUAGAAUAUUUAAAUGAGUUAUAUAUAUCCUAUUUUAAGCGCAAAAUCGACCCGUCUUCCUUCAUUUCCUUGCGCGAGAACGACUGGAGAGACGCCCACGAAGGCAGGAUGAUCAUUUGGAGUCUGGAGUCGCAGUAUCAUCCCGACUACGGUCGGACUUCGGUCGGAAAUCAAAAACUCGAUUCUGAGAGGUAUCAAAAUGCGUUGCGACGAGAGAUUUUGUUGGAAAAUUUAUAGGAAAAAAACUACAGAGAGAAAAUUUUUAAGAAAGGGAAAAAAAUCGUAAUGAACAACUUUUUUUAGGGAUUAUUCCAAAAUGCCCCCCCUCCCCAACCACUAGUAGAAAAUAUGUGGGAGAUUCUAUAUGAUGAUAGGAAAGGGCGAUCCUGAAAAGUGGGGGGGGCUGAUCCGAACAAGGCUUGCAAUGCUUAUUCCAAAGGGGUGGGGGGGGGGCGAUCCUUUAAGUUUGCCCAGGCAUUCUGAAAUCGUCCUCCACUUAGCACUGUGGGAUGCGAUUCUAGAAUAUGAUAUAGCCCCUAUCAAAAGGUCUUUGGUUUGACCCCCCUAACUCGGUGGGGGCAAGGGGGAGGGGGCGAUCAUAGAACUUCCCCCCUAAAUUAUUCACUGAUUUUCGUGAUUUUUAGAACUAUGAAAUGUGUUUUCUCAAAUUGUCUACCAAAUGUGUACCAAAUCAUCGGACAAGUGUCACUUCUUCGAAUUUCGUUAAAAUUUCACACAAAAAAGAGAAAAUGCUAAUUUCCCUGAAAGUUUUAUGUUAAUAAGAACGGCGUCCCUUUUUCAAAUCACUCCGAUUCCCAUAGAAAAUGUUUGAUUUUUCCCAACUUUUUCUGCUUUCGCCAUGCAUUAUUGUCUUCGUGUCGUCGGUCUCCUCGUGAUUCUGUUGAUCCUGAAGACGACAGCCAACCCGGUCAGAAGACGUGACUUCCUUCCGCAGGACUACUUCGAAGCCGACUUCCUUCUCUACGAAGAGCACGAAGGCAGCGCUUUCUACGACACCGAUGACGUCAUUUUGUUCCGAGACUUGAUGUUGAAUUGAAUCGAUGUGAUAAAAUGUUUUGCGUGUGUUUUUGUGAAGUUUGCUCCAUUUUCAAGGCUUUUCUAGUCGGGCUAUGUGGAUUUUAUAUGAAUUUGAAAGAGCAUGAUGGAUUAAGUAACAGAAUAAAAGUUUAUUUUAAGAGAACGAAGCUUCUAGAGCUGGAGUGAUUACAUUGGAGUGUAGCUCACAAAGGAACUUUUUUUGCCCCCCCUGUUGAAAUUUCGACAAAACUUGGCUGGAGUGUGACUUGAGAUCUCCGAAUUCAACAACAAACAUUUUUUUGCAAUAGAUUUUCUUUUCGAUUCGUUAUAUCAAACUCAAACUACACAAAAAAAAGAGCAAAAGCAUUAUUUGAGCGGUUUGGAGCUUCAUAAUUCGGAAAUAAGAUUCAUAGAGAUUUUUUUUUCUCGUUCUGGAAUCAGGAGACCCGAAAGUACAUUUGAGCCAAGUUUCAUCUAAACUUGAUCCGUGGGCUGGAAGAUGUUCCCUGGUUAGUUGUACCUAUUAACACGGGAAGUGCGAAAAGUUGAGGUACUCGAUGAAACUUUGUGUACUUUCGAACACCCUGAAUCCAAAAAAGUUGAAAAAAGUGCGCCUUUUUAGUUCAAGCCGAGUUAUGGCGCCUUUUGGUACCCAAUUAGAUUCGAUCUUUGAAAUUGCUUCAUUUUCUGAGCUCUGUUUUUUGGAGAGCGAAUUUUUCGGCCUGACAGUCUUCUGAGUAGGGGGCGCAGAGAUGUCCCGUCCUUUCUAGUCGGCAAUAACGGACUAUAAAUUACAGGUUGACCCGCUCCUCGCAGGUCAUGUCGUUCAUGAUCCUCGGCUCCGUGAUCGGCUUCAUCCUCUACACGUACGUCUCCCACGUGAUUCUGAUGCGCAAGCUCCGGCGUCUGGACAAGACGUCGCACCUCCGAGAGCUGGUUCAUCGGUUGGUGGAUUUAUGCUUCUUUAAGAGGCGAAUUUGUAGAGUCCGUAUUUCAUAUCUACUGAGAAAAUUUUUAGUGGCCACUAUGGAGGCUCGCCAAGGAGUACUUGGAGAGGACACUAAAGUGGCCACUAAACCCGCCUCUAUAGUGGCCACUAUUCCCCGUUUUAGUGGCCACUAGAGAGGUUCUCUCUUUAAGAGCCACUUUAGUAGCUUUUCAUCCAGUAUUCCUUCCAGUAACCCUGAUAAUUUUAAAACAGACAGAUUGGACCAGUUAUGUUGAUCCAUUGACCCCUAUAGUGAACACUAGAACUUUUAGUGGUCUAGUAGUAGCACUUAGACCUUUAUAGUGACCACUAAUUUUCAACCCCUUCAGUGGCCACUAAUUUGACUACUAUAGUGGCCACUAAAACGUCGAAACCCUAUAGGGGCCACUCAUAAUUUUCUCAGUAGUGAGACAAUCUGAAAUUCUGUACAAAAAGAAACUUUGAAGAUCGGCCCUGAUCAUGGCUGGCUCGGCGCAGCAAAACGACUAUGACUUCACAGAACGACGUCGAUCGCUGAUCAAUAUGUUCCGGGCUUUCAAAUUGUAA
Messenger RNA from Caenorhabditis auriculariae, 3712 nucleotides. Lineage: Eukaryota; Metazoa; Nematoda; Chromadorea; Rhabditida; Rhabditidae. The record is from the annotation of a GenBank genome assembly.